Molecule: messenger RNA, 2112 nt
Organism: Puccinia graminis f. sp. tritici CRL 75-36-700-3
Lineage: Eukaryota; Fungi; Basidiomycota; Pucciniomycetes; Pucciniales; Pucciniaceae
Exons: 5
Coding region: 1-2112 (703 amino acids)
Source: RefSeq, a predicted model, not a curated record
AUGUCAAACUCACAUCCAUCGCAGUUUGUCUCUCCUGGUUCCACCCCUCAAACAUCGGAAGCAGGUCACAUUUUUCCCGCCGGAGGUCCACCACGUCCUCAUCCAGACCUUCGUCGCAUCUCGGCCAGUCAAUCAAACAGUGCCAAUCCUGCCUUCACCUUUUCAGUUCCAUUUCCGGCCGAUCCCAAUAACUCUGAAAGUGCCCGGGCCAAUCCCACCAAGGGGAACCCCUACUGGGACAGUUCUCAAACCAAUUAUACCCAAGUCACCCCCUUGAACCGAAGAGGUCCUAUUAAUUCUCAAUCUGUUUCAUCAACCCAAAGCUUACCUCCACCACUUCAACUCAACGAGGUCCCAGUCACCCAGGCCAAAUCCAAGCCUCCGCGCAAGAAAAGAGCCCCCAGAAAGAAGACCGUCAAGGCACCAGUCGGAGUUCCUGAUCCACCCCCAUCGUCGACCAACAACCGUCCUGCUGAACACCAUUACGAUAGUGACCCUGAGAUCAACCUUGCCGCUCCAUCUCAUCGGUCCAAACGCCAGCGGGUUGAACCUGAAGUCCUUGAAAAACUUUCUCACGAAUCGCUCGAGGAACUCCGAGUCCGUGCUGCAAAGUAUGCUGAGUACAUUCGCCUGACGGCCGAAGAUAAGGUUGUCCUUGAUGAGGCCUACCGACAAUAUCAGCGAGCUGUUCUGAAGAUUGCAAUCGAGAGGAAGCUACACGUCAAACCUGUCCUCUCAUACCUAGGCAAUGAGGUCAGGAUCCGCGGGCCAACCAACUUCAAUAAUUUCUGUAAAUAUGACGAGAUUGCUGGUCCCAUCUAUCAUGACAAGAGUAUUCCAAUUGCCGAUCGGAUGACCAAGCUAAGCGAGCUUUGGAGUCGACUCGAUGAGGUGCAGAAGGACCAAUGGAGGGAUCAAGAGUUCUUGGACUCUAUCACUCCGCCCGACUAUGUUAUACCCCCCGAGUCAGACCGUGUUCAUGCUGCUCCCAAAUGGAGAAAGCGUGAAGCUUUCAAGUUGAAUAACUGGACCCGCAAGAUGAAGCGAGAUCUUAAAAAUCUCAGUACAUCUCACCAAGUCGAGGGCUUUUUUGUCUUGGCAUCUCGCGAUCCCGAUGGGCCUAUCCUCAGUACUGGAGGCAGCCUCAUGGCCGAAGAAUUCUUGGAUAUAAUGGCGGCCGAUACGAAUCCCUGUAGGUCGUUCUACAACUUUGUUAAUGGUCAGCAAGCAAUCAAAGAUAUUUCAGGUAAGCCUCCUCCACCCCUUAAGAAGAGAAAGAGGCGUUCCGGGAAAGAAAACUACGAUCCAAGUUGUCCUUAUGACCUCGGUAGCAGGGAAGCCAAUAUCGAGGCGGUUAGAGAGAAGCUCAGAGACGCUCUCAGAAAGGCUACUCAUGGUGUAUGGGCUGAUGGAUGGCCGGGUACUAAAACCGAGAAGACGCUUCGUUCACUCGGUGUCACCCUCCAGGUGCAGCAGAACGACCUGUUCAUUCAUGCUAGUGAAUUCUGCAAACGCCCAUCCGACAUGCGAAUUGGCCAAACGCAACGCAUUCUGACAGCCUUUGCAAAAGGGUGGGUGAGACUCAUCAGCCGGGCCAGCCCUGACACACCUGAGGGUGAGGUCAGCACGAUCGGCAACGAUCUCUCUGACGAUGAUUCCAAUCACGGCCCAGCAAACCAUGUGGCUAUCACUGCCGUCAAGCGACCCAAACAACCGAGGAAGCCCAAGGGUGGAAAGAAAAAGCAUACCGCCACCAGGAAAUCAAAUGUGAUUGACGAUUCUAGUGAUUCUUCGGAUGGGGAGGACAGCCCACCAAAAACCCCUCGCCCCAAGCGUUCAGUCGUUUCUAAUCGCAAUGCUUCGCUCCGGAUCGAGACCUUUGGAACAAUCAGACUUCCAAGGUCUGUCACUCCUCCAGACUCAAUCUCGCAGUCCCCUCUCCCCGAGUUUGGAUACCAAAGUAAUCCAAGAUCGGUGGAGGCCAUUCAAGAACCUGGGUCUUCAAAACAGCGGAGGGAUCAGAAAUCUGGGAAUGAGAAACAUCCCCUCUUCAUCCCCAGCGACCCCGAUUCUAACGACUCAGAAGACAACUACACCGACGAUGAAUACUGA